Carica papaya (papaya) is the source of this 1747-nucleotide messenger RNA. Its product is annotated as Pectinacetylesterase family protein. Gene Ontology annotation, biological process: cell wall organization. The record is from RefSeq and is a predicted model, not a curated record. Lineage: Eukaryota; Viridiplantae; Streptophyta; Magnoliopsida; Brassicales; Caricaceae. Gene Ontology annotation, cellular component: plant-type cell wall. Gene Ontology annotation, molecular function: pectin acetylesterase activity.
CGUCGUUUUAGGGGCGAAUCAGUGUCGGCUCUCGGGUUCCUUGCCCCAGCUGAAAAGCCCUUUUUGUUAAUUUCUUAUUUUUUAUUCUUUCUACAAGGAAAAAAAAAGCACUUCCACAAAAAAGCACUUUCUCUCUAUACAAUCAUUACCCAUUGGCUAUUGCUUUUGCCUUCCUCACCAUCUUCUUGAAGAUCGCUGUUUCCCGCUUUAAAUCCUAUGUUCUGAAGUUGGGUUCCUGUAAUCACCAACCCAACUUCAGAAAAUUCACAAUGGUGGAUGUAAGGUUAAGCCAAUGGUUGAAACUUUUAGUAUGUGGAAUGAUAUUUCUGAAGACAAAGGGCUCUUUUGUGGGAAUAACAUAUGUUCAAAAUGCACCGGAAAAAGGGGCUGUUUGUUUGGAUGGUAGCCCACCAGCUUACCAUUUGGAUAGGGGAUUUGGUACCGGGAUUAAGAGUUGGUUGAUUCAACUUGAGGGAGGAGGAUGGUGCAACAACAUCACCACUUGCCUUGGUAGGAAGAACACCCGGUUAGGUUCAUCCAAACAAAUGGCCAAGCAAAUUCCUUUCUCAGGUAUCUUGAGCAACAGGAGAGAAUUUAAUCCAGACUUUUACAACUGGAAUCGAGUCAAAGUCCGAUAUUGUGAUGGAUCAUCGUUUACUGGUGAUGUACAAGCAGUCAGUCCAGCUACUAAUCUUCACUUCAGAGGUGCAAGGGUUUGGCUUGCUGUCAUCGAAGAUCUAUUAGCUAAAGGAAUGAGAGAUGCUGAAAAUGCUAUUCUUUCUGGUUGUUCGGCUGGUGGCUUGGCUUCCAUUUUGCAUUGCGAUAGCUUCAGUGCUCUCCUACCAAUGGGUACCAAAGUAAAAUGCCUUUCAGAUGCUGGUUUCUUUAUCAAUGCGCGAGAUGUUUCUGGAGCACAGCAUAUUGCAGCAUUCUUUAGUGAAGCAGUUGAAACACAUGGAUCUGCAAAAAAUUUGCCUCCAUCAUGCACCUCAAGAAUGACACCUGGGUUGUGUUUCUUCCCACAGUACAUGACACGACAAAUACAAACACCACUUUUUAUUUUAAAUGCAGCCUAUGAUUCUUGGCAGAUAAAAAAUAUUUUGGCUCCUCGUGUCGCCGAUCCGAGUGGCUAUUGGCAAAGUUGUGAGCUUGACAUAAAGAAUUGCUUGCCCAAUCAGCUCAAAGUCAUGCAAGAUUUCAGGUUACAGUUCCUCAGCGCACUGAUUGCACUUGGCAAAUCUUCAUCUAGGGGAAUGUUUAUAGAUUCCUGCUAUGCUCAUUGCCAAACCGAAACACAGAAGACAUGGUUCUGGCCUGACUCUCCAAUGUUGAGUAAGAAGACAAUUGCAAGGUCAGUUGGAGACUGGUUUUAUGACCGUAUUCCUUUCCAGAAGAUAGAUUGCCCUUACCCCUGCAAUCCUACUUGCCACAAUCGUGUUUUUGAUCCACAAAAAAAUCCAGAAAUCUAGAUUUCCCAUAUAUACAUCGAUUCUUUUUAUGAUGCCUAGUUAUAGUCAAAAUAUAUUAUCAAAGUCGAAGAAAAAAAUAGACGUAAAGAAAAUAUGAUUCACAAAACCCUCAAAAUAAGGGAAGGAUGCAACUGCACUCAACUACUGUGCCGAUUGUUCUCAACCAUUGUUUAUGUAUUCAUUAUCACCUUAAUAUGGAAUAAACUGAGAUCAAUUUUACUUGAUCAUGUAUUGGCCGAAAGUCAUUGAAUGAAGACUGAUUAGAGUUUCUCUCGCUA